AUGACCGAGGACGAAGUCAGGGUGAACCUCGGCUUAGAUUCGAUCAAGACUCAUAAGUGGACAAUCCUGCCUUGCAGUGCGAUAACAGGGAAGAAUCUCCACGAGGGUUUGAACUGGGUCGUGCAGGAUGCGAAGGACAGAUUGUUCCUCUACUAA
Molecule: messenger RNA, 156 nt
Organism: Aspergillus mulundensis
Lineage: Eukaryota; Fungi; Ascomycota; Eurotiomycetes; Eurotiales; Aspergillaceae
Exons: 2
Coding region: 1-156 (51 amino acids)
Molecular function (GO): GTP binding; GTPase activity
Source: RefSeq, a predicted model, not a curated record